Messenger RNA from Postia placenta MAD-698-R-SB12, 3551 nucleotides. RefSeq lists its product as hypothetical. Gene Ontology annotation, cellular component: mitochondrion. NCBI's taxonomy places the organism in Eukaryota, Fungi, Basidiomycota, Agaricomycetes, Polyporales, Adustoporiaceae. Gene Ontology annotation, molecular function: branched-chain-amino-acid:2-oxoglutarate transaminase activity. The record is from RefSeq and is a predicted model, not a curated record. Bases 1 to 3366 code for a protein of 1121 amino acids. The transcript has 13 exons. Gene Ontology annotation, biological process: L-valine biosynthetic process; L-leucine biosynthetic process.
AUGCGUUUCCCCUCCCUCUGGUCUUCACACCGCCCCAAACCGUCAGAUGCUGAUUCUACAGCAUCAGGGACGGCGCCUACUCUUCCAACUGGCACCGAAGAUAGUACACGUCUAGAGAUGAUCAAAAUAGUUACUCCGGAUGACCAGGACACAAGGAACAACAAGGAACAUACCGCCACAACCGUCAGCGUCGAUCAGCCCGUCGCAGUGUCUGAGUCUUCUCUUCAGGAUGAUUCAUCAGCAAGCAUAGAAUCCACAAAUGUCGCCGCGUGGUCUAGUUGUGCGAAGGUAGUGUGGGAACAUGAAGAAGCUAUUGUAACUAAAUGGAAGGAGGGGAUUAAUAAUAUGCUACUGUUUGUCUCAUUGGUCCUAUUCCUUGCGGGUCUCGUAAAGUACCUGUGGACCCUCAACACCCAGAUUGCUCAUGUCAUCAUACUUCUGGUCGUCUUGUCGCUGUCAAUUUCUGUCUGUACCCCGUUCAUUUCUGCCCUCGUGCCGGGUUGUCCCUUCAAGUCACGACAGUCUUGGUGGUGGUACUUGGUACUGCGAUGGCCCGGCAAUACGUAUCGUUACUUGCUGUGGGUUUUCGGUAGGAUAUGGCCACCACGAGAGCUCAUUGCUUCAGCCUCCCGACUCUUCUUCAAGGUACACCAUGCGAUAACUUCAUUCUUUGAAUACCCACGUAUCAUUUGCAAAGCGACCACGCAGUUGGCAGACUGGAAAGAACUAGAUGAUUUUGCUGUCCGGUUCCAAGCUGCGAGACGCCUCGACGGAUAUCAACUGGAGAUGCUCGUGGAGGCUGACAGAAUGAUCAUGGAUGACACCAUCCUCAUGACGGUGAUUUGGCCUUGUCUUUGGUCUGGCUCUAUCACGUCUGCUCUACAUGCAUUCUAUGGCAUCCUGGAGCAUCGAGUCCACCACGUUGAUCGUUCGACUUCUCCACCCCGAUAUGAAUGGUCGCCGGGUGACCUUGACUCCAAAACGGCUAUCUGGAUGGGCCAAAAUGCUCUCGUGCUGUUGGAUGGAGUUUCCGCCGCGUCCGUGGACGAUCGAGUGGAUCAUUGCCAACGCCUUAUCGCGUCCCUUUCGCAACUAGUCCGUAUAAUGGCGGACACACCAACCGCCCGAGCAGUCUAUCACCGCUUCUUGACCACACGGCACAAGUUGAACAAUUUGUCUGAGGUCCGUGGCGUCGACACACUGCUGAGUAUCUGUGAUAAUCAUUUUCGUCCUCGCGAGAUAUACGGUCAUGACGUCAAACUAUCCACAUUCAUAGAUACGGAUGGCACAACGGCGGACGAUUCCUUUCUCGACGAAGUCGUGCGGCCGUUGCUCAAUCAAGUCGAUGUUGAUUUCUCAUUGAAGGCUUUCUAUCGCAUAUUGCAACAUCGAGCCGAGCAUAUGGAUUUUUCUGUGGACCCACCUGAUCUCCAAUGGUCUCCUGCUAGUUGGACCAGUGUCAGAGCUAUCACGAUUGCCAGGUUGUGCACGCAGAUGUUGUCUCGUCUUCUUGACGGCGUGCUUGGCUUUCAUGAACAUGCCAUGGCCAUCAUGCAGUAUCUAAACGAAGUAAUUGUGGUCAUACCCGCUGCAGAACCGGACAUCUAUAGGCGCAUUGUUGAACUGUCCUCGGACGACAAGUACAAGCUGAACAUCUCGUAUGAGCUCCGGGUCCAGCUGCUGUCAUUGACGCUUCGUCCGCAGGAUCGAUUUGGCAAUCCUGAUUCUAAAGAUGCCAAUUGGAAAUCAUCCAUGGUCCUGGGACACAUCGCUCUCGAUCUGUUCACAAGGACCUGUGAGGAUACCACCCUCGUGGACAAUGAUCGCGAGCAGUACCAGUCGACUCUCCUGAAGAAAUUGCACAAACUUUUCGAUACCAUGCCGGUAACAGAAACGCAAGUUUUCAACCGAAUGCUCAAUCUCUUCACAAGCCCCCAAUUCCCCUCAAAAAGGUGGGAGGAGGCUGCGGAACUGAAGGUACCUAAUCACGGGUUCCGGAGACCCUUCCGCAAGAUCUCAAACUCAGCGCUGUGGUGCGCAUCGCGAUUGAACUACAACUGCUACGUGAUGAUCAAGAAGCGAGUACGGGACGUGCUGGACAAUGCGCUUGCAGCAAUUAAGGCGGCUCCGAGUAUAGUUUCGCUGUCCGGCGCUAUCAGCAUCGACGAAAAUUGGAACGACAUCCGGUUGCUCCUAGUUGCUUGCGAGGAUCUCGAGAAAAUGGACAACAUAAUCAUCAGGCCAGAGUUGAUAGAGGCUCUUGAAGAGCUUGCGCGGAACUGCCCAGACCAUCAACAUCAUUGCAAUCAGAUUCGUGGAACAGCGACUAUAUUGCACGAGCUUAAUCAUCGGCUCGACGCCCGCCUCAUCCGUAUUCUGAAAUUCGACAAAGUCGACUUUGCCCUCGUUCGACUGCGAAUGACCGUCGAGCGAUGUAUAAGCAUUAUGUGGUCAACAAUUCUCGAAUUACCGAUAAUGAGACUGAUGCCUCGCCCAGACACUCUGCGGUUCACAUGCAAGAACCCGCGCAGCUCCAACGGCUCAUUGAGUUCGGGGUGGAAUAGGAACGCCUCGUACGCGCUCGGAUCUGCGCGGAUCUGCGCUGAGGUGAGCAGGCGGAGGUAUGCGACGAUUGAGUUUGACACUGGACAGAGGUAUGUUAAAAGCUUCAAGGAGAAUCGCAGGCGUGAGCAGGCGGCCGUUGCCUUCGGGCAUGAUGAUGUUGUUGAUAAGCGAGAUAAAGCAGUCGUAGAAGUCUUCGUACGCGAGCUUCUCGAAGCCUGCGUCAUCGAGGAGCGGCUGCGUCGACUCCAAUGCGGAGAUGGCACGGGUGACGGCAAGGGGCGUGUCGGGUGCAAGGAGGAUGUGUUCAAUCACCACGACUAUUCUGAUAAUGGCACCCAGGCACAAAGGCUGCCACAUGAGUCAAAGAGCGGUACUACACAAGGGCAACUAAAUCACGUCAGCGUCACAUCCGACCCAUAUCUCGAUGUCAUCACGCCGACUCUUGACGGCACGAUCCUCCCCGGCAUCACGCGCGACUCAUGCCUCUCACUUGCUGCUGCACACCCCUCCCGCACACUCCUCCCACACCUGCUGCCUACGCUACGCCUGCAUGCACGCGAGCAGACUCUCCGGAUGAGCGAGCUCGCGCGUUGGAACGCCGAGGGCCGCCUAAUCGAGGUGUUCACGACCGGUACCGCUGUCGUCAUCACUGGCGUCGGGCGCAUCGGAUACAACGGCAAGGACAUCAUCCUUUCUGAGCACGAGGGCGGGCGUGGACCUGUCGCCCAUGCGCUGUACGAGCGUCUCCUGGAAAUCCAGGAGGGACGGUUCGAGUUCGAUGGGUGGUCGAUACCGUGUUAGUGAGUGUACUAUGAGCGUGCAUUGCUAUCCUGGAGGCAAGGGAGCUUCAAAAAGUCGACGGUCUGUUCGUCGACACUCGGGGGAUCAACCAGCGGAAGUCUGGCUGCUUGGAUUACGGAACGUGGCGACGCAGUAUACUUACAAAUAAAUGUAUAGAGUAUGUAUGAAUCAUAACAACUUGUUGC